Molecule: messenger RNA, 1709 nt
Organism: Lotus japonicus
Lineage: Eukaryota; Viridiplantae; Streptophyta; Magnoliopsida; Fabales; Fabaceae
Product: developmentally-regulated G-protein 3
Exons: 9
Coding region: 191-1297 (368 amino acids)
Biological process (GO): cytoplasmic translation
Cellular component (GO): cytoplasm
Molecular function (GO): GTP binding; GTPase activity
Source: RefSeq, a predicted model, not a curated record
CUCCCAUUUUGGUUUCGAGAAUCAACUACUCUACCCUAGCUCCCACCGUAAGUGCUUUUGUUCUAGCACCUUCUUCGUUCUCCUUCUCUUCUCAGACGCAGCGCAACGCUGCAAAUUUCACCACCGGAACGCUGCAAAAUUCUCACUUCCCUCAUCAUUUCGACUAAUCUGAGCUUAUCUUCCUUCAACCAUGGCGACCGUGAUGCAGAAGAUCAAAGACAUCGAAGAUGAGAUGGCAAAGACUCAAAAGAAUAAGGCUACUGCUCAUCAUUUGGGUUUGCUCAAGGCUAAGCUUGCAAAGCUGCGGAGGGAACUCCUUACACCUACAACAAAAGGAGGUGGAGGUGCUGGUGAAGGUUUUGAUGUUACCAAAAGUGGGGAUUCAAGAGUUGGUCUGGUGGGCUUCCCUUCAGUUGGGAAAUCCACUCUGCUGAAUAAAUUAACGGGGACGUUUUCAGAGGUUGCUUCGUAUGAGUUUACUACCUUGACUUGCAUCCCAGGUGUGAUCACAUAUCGUGGAGCUAAAAUUCAGUUGCUGGAUCUCCCUGGAAUUAUUGAGGGUGCUAAGGAUGGAAAGGGUAGAGGAAGACAGGUUAUUAGUACUGCAAGGACAUGCAAUUGCAUUUUAAUUGUUCUUGAUGCAAUAAAGCCAAUAACACAUAAGCGUCUUAUAGAAAAAGAGCUGGAGGGAUUUGGUAUAAGGUUAAACAAGGAGCCACCAAAUCUGACCUUUAGAAAGAAAGAGAAGGGUGGUAUCAAUUUCACAUCAACUGCCGCCAAUACUAAUCUGGAUCUUGAUACUGUGAAGGCUAUAUGUAGUGAGUACAAAAUUCACAACGCAGAUAUUACUCUUAGGUAUGAUGCCACCGCUGAUGACCUUAUAGAUGUCAUUGAGGGCAGUAGAGUAUAUAUUCCUUGCAUCUAUGUUGUGAACAAGAUUGAUCAGAUCACACUUGAGGAACUGGAGAUCUUGGAUAAGCUACCUCAUUACUGUCCAAUCAGUGCACAUCUGGAGUGGAACCUUGAUGGGCUUCUGGAGAAAAUUUGGGAAUAUCUCAGUUUAACUCGUAUUUAUACUAAACCUAAAGGGAUGAAUCCUGACUAUGAAGACCCUGUAAUAUUGUCGUCUAAGAAGAGGACAGUUGAAGACUUCUGUACUCGCAUUCACAAGGACAUGCUUAAACAGUUUAAGUAUGCUCUGGUCUGGGGCUCAAGUGCAAAACACAAGCCUCAAAGAGUUGGCAAGGAACAUGAACUGGAAGAUGAAGAUGUUGUUCAGAUUAUCAAGAAAGUAUAAUUUGUUCUAAGUCAGAAGGAAUCCAAGAUGUGAACUUGUGAAAACAGAUCACAGUGCCUGCACAAGAUAUUAGAGGAUUUUACGAGCCAGAUCUAAGGUCUCUUAGUGAGAAUUUCUUCAUUGUUGUUAGAUUUCACUCCACUUGUUUUCUUUUCAGUUGGGGGUAUGUAAAAUAUAUCUAAGUUCGAUGCGUAGUUAAACCUCUUGUUUUCAAGGGAUGACGAUUUUUGUAGUGCUAGAUUUGGAAAUUAUGUCUUAUAUACAUGUCUGAACAUAAUUAAUGGGUGGAAUUGAGUUGGGGGUGUGCUUGUGAACAUGAAUGUGAUGUUUUCUGGAUACAUUGUAAUUCUGGUGGUGGAUACAUCGUUAAUAUGUCUAUGUUUUGCAAUAUAGAACUUGCCUGUUAAAACUA